Messenger RNA from Benincasa hispida (wax gourd), 2847 nucleotides. RefSeq names its product beta-galactosidase 3-like. Gene Ontology annotation, biological process: carbohydrate metabolic process. Gene Ontology annotation, molecular function: hydrolase activity, hydrolyzing O-glycosyl compounds; carbohydrate binding. NCBI's taxonomy places the organism in Eukaryota, Viridiplantae, Streptophyta, Magnoliopsida, Cucurbitales, Cucurbitaceae. The record is from RefSeq and is a predicted model, not a curated record.
CCAUUUUUCCCAUUCCCCCAUUUUCCCUCUCUCUCUCUAAAACGCCAUUUUCAAAGAAAAUGAGAAAGUGGGUGUUCGUCGUCGUCUUCUUCCUUUGGUCUCUGUAUUUUCAGUUAACGAACUGUAAAAAUGUGACCUACGAUGGGAAAGCUCUGAUCAUCAAUGGCGAACGGAGGAUUCUAUUUUCUGGCUCUAUUCAUUAUCCCCGAAGUGCCCCUGAUAUGUGGGAAAGUUUGAUCGAGAAGGCCAAAAUGGGUGGAUUAGAUGUUGUUGAUACCUAUGUUUUCUGGAAUCUUCAUGAACCUUCUCCCGGAAUCUAUGAUUUUGAGGGGAAGAAUGAUUUGGUGAAGUUCAUAAGAUUAGUGCAAAAGGCAGGGCUUUAUGUUCAUCUUCGUAUUGGACCUUAUAUUUGUGGAGAAUGGAAUUUUGGGGGCUUUCCAGUUUGGUUGAAGUUUGUGCCUGGAAUUAGCUUCAGAACAGACAAUGAGCCCUUCAAGUUAGCAAUGGCAAAAUUCACUAAAAAAAUAGUCCAAAUGAUGAAGGAAGAACAGCUUUUCCAGUCUCAAGGUGGCCCUAUAAUUCUUUCUCAGAUUGAGAAUGAAUAUGAGACAGAAGACAAGGAAUUUGGAGCAGCUGGUUUUGCUUACAUGAAUUGGGCUGCAAAAAUGGCUGUUCAAAUGGAUACAGGGGUCCCUUGGGUUAUGUGCAAGCAAGAUGAUGCUCCUGAUCCUAUGAUUAACACAUGCAAUGGAUUCUACUGUGACUAUUUCUCACCAAAUAAGCCCUACAAACCCACUUUUUGGACUGAGGCUUGGACUGCAUGGUUUACAACUUUUGGUGGGCCAAUUCAUCAACGGCCAGUCGAAGAUUUGGCAUUUGGAGUUGCAAGAUUUAUACAAAAAGGAGGCUCCUUAGUCAAUUAUUAUAUGUUUCAUGGUGGAACUAAUUUUGGAAGAACUGCCGGGGGUCCUUUCAUUACUACUAGCUAUGAUUAUGAUGCUCCAAUUGAUGAAUAUGGUUUGAUCAGGCAACCGAAGUUCGGUCACUUAAAACGACUCCACGAUGCUGUUAAGUUAUGUGAGAAAGCUUUGCUUACUGGUGAAUCUCAUAACUAUAGCUUGGGAACUUAUCAAAAGGCUAAGGUAUUCUCUUCUAGCUCAGGAGAUUGUGCUGCUUUUCUAUCAAACUAUCAUUGGACUUCAACUGCAAGAGUAACAUUCAGUGGCAGACAUUAUACUCUUCCUCCUUGGUCCAUUAGCAUUCUUCCUGAUUGCAAGAAUGUCAUAUAUAAUACUGCCCAAGUUGAAGUUCAAACAAAUCAAAUGUCGUUUUUGCCGACAAAUGUCAAAUCGUUUUCGUGGGAGACUUAUAAUGAAGACAUAUCUUCAAUUGAAGACGAAUCGUUCAUGUCAUACGAUGGUCUUUUGGAGCAACUAAAUGUCACUAGAGACACCAGUGACUAUCUUUGGUACACAACCAGUGUUGAUGUAGAUUCAAAUGAAUCCUGUCUCCGUGGAGGGAAGCUUCCCAUCCUCACUGCAACGUCAAAAGGUGAUGCUAUGCAUGUAUUCAUCAAUGGAAAGCUAGCAGGAUCAAGCUUCGGAACUCACGACAACAGUAAAUUUACGUUCAUGGAAAGAAUCUACUUGCAAGCUGGAGUGAACAAAGUUUCUCUGCUAAGCAUGGCUGGUGGAUUGCCAAACAAUGGCCCUCAUUUUGAGGAGAGAGAAAUGGGAGUGCUUGGACCAGUGGCUAUACAUGGGUUGGACAAGGGAAAGUUGGACUUGUCUAGACAGAAAUGGUCAUAUAAGGUUGGUCUUAGAGGAGAAACCAUGAACCUGGGUUCUCCAAGCUCUGUUCAAGCAGUUGAUUGGAGGCCGGUUCCAUCUACGCAAGAAAACACGCAACCGCUUACUUGGUACAAGGCUUAUUUCGAUGCACCUGAAGGAGAUGAACCUUUGGCUUUAGACAUGAGUAGUAUGCAAAAGGGUCAAGUGUGGAUAAACGGGCAGAAUGUCGGAAGAUACUGGACUAUCAAUGCCAAUGGAAACUGCACUGAUUGCAGCUACUCGGGUACAUACCGCCCGAAGAAAUGCCAAUUUGGUUGCGGUUAUCCGACUCAACAAUGGUACCAUGUUCCUCGAUCUUGGUUGAUGCCAUCAAAAAAUUUGAUUGUGGUUUUCGAGGAGGUUGGCGGGAAUCCUUUAAAGAUUAGUCUUGUAAAGAGAUCAAUUACAAGUAUUUGUACCGAGGCAUCUGAGUAUCGCCCCGUUGUCAAGAACAAGCACACUCAUCAAAACCAUGGAGAAUUGAAUGAGCAGAAUGUGCUUAAGAUCAACCUGCAUUGUGCAGCUGGGCAGUUCAUUUCAGCUAUCAAAUUUGCAAGCUUUGGAACUCCAAGAGGAGCUUGCGGAAGUCUUGAGCAAGGGACCUGUCAUUCUUCAAAAUCACUUUCUGUGUUGCAGAAGGUAUGUGUUGGUCGACGGAGAUGCUUGGCAACUGUACCUACCAGCAUCUUUGGAGAAGAUCCAUGUCCAAAUUUAAGGAAGAAACUAUCUGCUGAAGUCGUCUGCCAACCGAUAGCUACAUAGAACCCAUAAAUUAGAUAGAUUCAUGGCUAUGAGUACAUAUCAAACAAGGUAGACACCAAUAUUGAGUAUUGAUAUUUAUUUUACUUAGUUUCUCGGAGAGGUAGGCUGAUAAACUACAGAGAUAUCAACAGAUCACAAGAUUUUCAUUUUUAUUUGGUGGUGGAAGAUACUUAAAGGUAGGUUUAGUGUUUGCUAGGAGUUUUCUUCCCCCCCUCUAGCGGUAAGCUAUAUCGUAUGGUAUAUAUGAAUAAAAACU